Molecule: messenger RNA, 3288 nt
Organism: Xyrauchen texanus (razorback sucker)
Lineage: Eukaryota; Metazoa; Chordata; Actinopteri; Cypriniformes; Catostomidae
Gene: parga
Product: poly (ADP-ribose) glycohydrolase a
Exons: 18
Coding region: 200-2542 (780 amino acids)
Biological process (GO): carbohydrate metabolic process; regulation of DNA repair; ATP generation from poly-ADP-D-ribose
Cellular component (GO): nucleus; cytoplasm
Molecular function (GO): poly(ADP-ribose) glycohydrolase activity
Source: RefSeq, a predicted model, not a curated record
UGAUGCUUUCCUUUAACCAGCUUUCCUUUCUGUUUUCUGUCUUUUAAUGUGUAGAUAAAAUGCAAACGUCUUUGCGUAAAUAGGUGCUGUUUUCCCGUCCGCUGGAAAAGAGCUCGAAUAUGAGUGUGAGCUGCACAGGGAUACGAAGACAAAGCAGAAUAAGAGUGCAAGAGGUAAUUUGUCUGGAAGUGUGUUUACGAUGAAUAUGGAUGAAUCUAAGAAAGAACUGAACAGUCAUGAUGGUGCUGAUACAAAGUCUGAGGAUGCAAGAAGUGAUCUUCUUAAGUCUUUCGAGUGUGAAAGAAAGGAAAGCGUUCAAGCAGCCAUGAAAGAUGGCGAUAAAUUGUGUGAUUUCACAAGAAAACAAGAGGAGCAGGAUGACACUAAGAUGGCAGAAAUACAAUCCUGUGAAAUGGACUCAAAGGGCAUCAGAGAUGCCACUCUCGGUAAUGAUGCAGCCAAUCAGAUAAAGCCAAGCAAUGGAGAAAAGGCCUCUGAAUCAAACUCACCAGAUGACAAGCUGGGCAAGCUAACUUGCACGACUACAGAGAAAAAAACAAAUCUCAGUUUAUCCCUAAAUGCAAGUGACACACCUUUUCCUGAUGUGGAAAUGAUGAGCCCAGAAAGCCCACCAUACAAAGCCUCUCUGCCCAGAUACUCUGAGGAAAAUGCCUCUGCUUGCUCUGACUCACAAGGCUCUAUUAUAGGGGUUGGCCCAAUGUUGGAGUCCAAACCCCAAUUCCCCAAUUCUGAAGCUGUAGACCACAUCAAAGAAAAAUCUGAAGUGACAGACAUGGAAACGGAAGAUACAGAGGUGCACAAUUGUAGUGCUGGUGCUUUUGUUCCCAAAAGUCCUGUUAAGGAAGAGCCUGACUGUAAGCAGACACAGACAUCUGCUUCUGCAAGUGGGCAAGUGUUGGCUGGGCAGAAAGAGAGGAAAUGGCUUGGAACCCCUGUAGAGGAGCUUAGAAGAAUGCCUCAGUGUGGAAAGCCCCUACCACACCUCAGGGCAACAGACAAUCACGAAGUACUCAUCAGGACAGACCUGCUAAAAGAAGGUGAAGUCCCCAUUCCCUAUCCAAGCAAAUUCAGAGAUUCCUGGGAUGAUAUGACCGUGAAGAUGCCUUGUUCAGAAAAUAACCUUUUUCCUGUGGAGAAUGAGGAUGGAAGUGGAUUGCAAAAGUUGAGUCGAUGGGAGUUGAUUUGUUCUGCUUUGCAAAGUGGAUGCAAAAGUUCACUUGAUAUUAGGGAGGCAAUAUUGAGUUACAACAUAGCACAUGCUAAAAGAUGGGACUUCACAGCUUUGAACGUUCUCUGCACUGAAGGUCUGGAGAAUUGUGAAGUGCAGUAUCUCUUUGACAUUAUAUUGCCAGCGAUGGUGAAACUGACUUUGAAUGUGCCCAAGAUUUGCACCAAGCCAAUCCCGCUGCUUAAGAUGAGGAUGAAUCAGUCCUUGACCAUGUCACAGGAACAAAUUGCCUGCCUUCUUGCCAAUGCCUUCUUCUGUACAUUUCCCAGACGCAACUCACGCAAGUCUGAGUACUUCAACUACCCUGAGAUCAAUUUUUACAGGCUGUUUGAAGGUUCCUUCCCACGUAAGAUUGAGAAACUCAAAACUCUGCUGUGCUAUUUCAGAAGAGUCACUGAAUCAACGCCCACAGGCCUUGUGACAUUCACGAGACAGAGUUUGAGCACUUUUCCGAAAUGGGAAAGCUCCAAGGCACAGCUCACCUGUCUUCAUAUCACCUGUGAGGGCACUAUAGAGGAUCAGGGCUAUGGAAUGCUUCAGGUGGACUUUGCAAACAGGCUGGUGGGUGGAGGGGUGACAGGUCUGGGGUUGGUCCAGGAGGAGAUCCGCUUCCUCAUCAACCCUGAGCUCAUCGUAUCACGCCUCUUCACUGAAGCUCUGGACCACAACGAGUGCCUCAUCAUCACAGGCACAGAACAAUAUAGUAAGUACUCUGGAUAUGCAGAGAGCUACAGAUGGAAAGAAAACCACAAAGAUGAGACGCCGAGGGAUGAUUGGCAGAGGAGGUGCACAGAGAUUGUGGCCUUGGACGCUUUGAAGUAUAAACAUUUCAUGGAACAAUUUCAACCUGAGAAAAUGACCCGAGAGCUCAACAAGGCAUACUGCGGAUUCAUGCGACCUGGUGUCGACCCUCAGAACCUGUCAGCUGUUGCUACAGGGAACUGGGGAUGCGGUGUGUUUGGAGGUGACACAAGACUCAAAGCUCUGCUGCAGUUGAUCGCUGCUGCUGAGGCAGGUAGAGACGUGGCCUACUUCACAUUUGGAGAUGAAGGACUCAUGACUGACGUGCAUGACCUGCACAGCUUUCUCAAAGAUAGACAUAUCACUGUGGGCACACUGUAUGGCCUCUUAAAGCAGUACUCUAAUAUGGUGAGUAAAAAUGCCCAGAGGCCUGACGUCAGUCUGUAUGGAUUCAUCUAUGAGCAGGUCAGUACAGAUCCGGACCCCAACCCUGUCCCGAGCAACAGCCACUUGCCCACUGAGUCUUGCUCCUCUCCUGCAGACUGCCAUUAAUGCUGACCAACGACUAACUAAUAUUACACAGUCUAAAAUGCCUUGGUGCUUUCUUCUCCUUUAAAAAGACAAUUUCGAUGAUUUUCUGUGAUAUAUGUAGGGUAGCACAUUAUGCCUUUUUUUCUACCAGUAAGUGUAAGUCACUUUGAGUAAGGGGACUGGAUGUACAGCAAAUGCAAUACUGGUUUCUGUAAGUCCUUCUGUCUGUUGAAUAUAAUUUAGGUUUGGUCAAUUGAUGCAAGAAAAACUCUCCUGUGGUCAGAUGGAAAACCUCUAAAUAGACAUUAAGUUCCCCUGUGACACUUGAUUUUGAAAAGUAUUUGCACAAGACUCUCCGACUCUCUCUUUUUCUGCUAUAGUUGGAAUGGGAAAGUAUUGCUGACAUUUUCAAAUUUAACAAUGUUUGAUAAUAAAAGACAUGUAAAGGAAAUGUUAAGUGUUGAAAAAAAUGUAUAAUCACAAAUUAAAUUGCUGCACUAUCAAAUUGUGGGAAAGCAUAAAGGAUAUAGUCUCUGCAUGGCAUUUUUAGUAAUUCAUUAUGUUCAAGGUUUUUACUGUUUUGAUUAAAGGUACCUUUAAGAAAUGGGGUUGAUAUUUAAAGUUAGAGAAUAUUUUGAUAUGUUGUGUGCUUUAUUAUAAUUUGAUCAUUAAAAUGGUUGAUUGACACAUGUCUGCUUUAUCUUUUCACUUUUACUUGUGUAUGCAUUCUUACAUUUUAGCAGAAACAUUUGCAUACCUCAGAUUUC